AUGACGUGUAGAGAAGGGAACGCCACGCAGAAUCUAGGUGUUAGUGGAAUGACGUGUAGGGAAGGGAACGCCACACAGAAUUUAGGUGUUAGUGGAGUGGCGUGUAGAGAAGGGAACACCACGCAGAAUCUAGAUGUUAGUGGAGUGACGUGUAGGGAAGGGAACGCCACACAGAAUUUAGGUGUUAGUGGAGUGGCGUGUAGAGAAGGGAACGCCACGCAGAAUCUAGGUGUUAGUGGAGUGACGUGUAGAGAAGGGAACGCCACACAGAAUCUAGGUGUUAGUGGAGUGACGUGUAGAGAAGGGAACGCCACGCAGAAUCUAGGUGUUAGUGGAGUGGAGUGGCGUUUCAGUGGAGUGACGUGUAGAGAAGGGAACGCCACACAGAAUCUAGGUGUUAAUGGAGUGACGUGUAGAGAAGGGAACGCCACACAGAGUCUAGGUGUUAGUGGAGUGAAGUGUAGAGAAGGGAACGCCACACAGAAUUUAGGUGUUAGUGGAGUGACGUGUAGAGAAGGGAACGCCACGCAGAAUCUAGGUGUUAGUGGAGUGGCGUAUGGAGAAGGGAACACCACGCAGAAUCUAGGUUUCGGUGGAGUGUCGUGUAGAGAAGGGUACGCCACGCAGAAUCUAGGUGUCAGUGGAGUGGUGUAUGGAGAAGGGAACGCCACGCAGAAUCUAGGUGUUAGUGGAGUGACGUGUAGAGAAGGGAACGCCACACAGAAUUUAGGUGUUAGUGGAGUGGUGUAUGGAGAAGGGAACGCCACGCAGAAUCUAGGUGUUAGUGGAGUGACGUGUAGAGAAGGGAACGCCACACAGAAUUUAGGUGUUAGUGGAGUGGUGUAUGGAGAAGGGAACGCCACGCAGAAUCUAGGUGUUAGUGGAGUGACGUGUAGAGAAGGGAACGCCACGCAGAAUCUAGGUGUUAGUGGAGUGACGUGUAGGGAAGGGAACGCCACACAGAAUCUAGGUGUUAGUAGAGUGGCGUGUAGAGAAGGGAACACCACGCAGAAUAUAGGUUUCAGUGGAGUGAGUGUAGAGAAGGGAAUGCCACACAGAAUUUAG
Saccoglossus kowalevskii is the source of this 1065-nucleotide messenger RNA. RefSeq names its product circumsporozoite protein-like. The record is from RefSeq and is a predicted model, not a curated record. Lineage: Eukaryota; Metazoa; Hemichordata; Enteropneusta; Harrimaniidae.